This is a messenger RNA of Pisolithus orientalis, 973 nucleotides long. Its product is annotated as ran/spi1 binding protein. Gene Ontology annotation, biological process: nucleocytoplasmic transport. Gene Ontology annotation, molecular function: GTPase activator activity. The transcript is spliced from 5 exons. The record is from RefSeq and is a predicted model, not a curated record. Lineage: Eukaryota; Fungi; Basidiomycota; Agaricomycetes; Boletales; Pisolithaceae. The coding region runs from base 88 to 684 and encodes 198 amino acids. Gene Ontology annotation, cellular component: nuclear pore; cytoplasm.
CGUUGAUUUUUUUGGCACAGAUUAGAGUCUGUGAUAUUCAAUCCACCCUUGCUCCCUCAUCUUACUUUCGCCGCCCAAACACAAAUCAUGGCCGAUGCAAGCGAUAAUCCACUCGCACCAAAGCAGCAAGAAGAAGACACCGAAGUCCACUUCGAGCCUGUCAUCAAGCUUACUGAACAAGUCGAAACAAGGACCCUUGAGGAAGAUGAAGAUGUUAUGUUCAAGAUGCGUGCCAAACUAUUCCGAUUUGAUACCUCAGCAAGCGAGUGGAAGGAAAGAGGAACUGGCGAUGUUCGUCUCCUCCAACACAGGCAGACGAAGAAGGUUCGGCUGGUGAUGCGACGUGACAAGACUCUGAAAGUCUGUGCGAACCACCUAAUUACUUCCAGUAUGCACCUCCAACCCAACGUCGGAUCUGACAGGAGCUGGGUGUGGAAGGUUGCCGCCGACUAUGCUGAGAACCCACCCACUGCUGAAACGCUGGCCAUCCGCUUCGCGAACUCAGAAAAUGCACAGCAAUUCAAGAAAGAAUUUGAACGAGCUCAAAUGAUCAAUGCAGGAGGGCUCGACUUUGACGAGAAGGAAAAGGAAGUUAACAAAGAAGAGAACGUAGAGGAGGAAUGUCAUGAAGAAGAAAAGCAGGAAAAGGAAAAGGAGGCAGCCACCGCCGACGAGAAGGAGUGAUCGGUAAAGCUGCUUACCCUGUUUAUCUUUCGUUGGUCAUCCUAUCCACUUCCGAGACGACAACUCCGGGAUUUCUCAUUUGCAUGAUGACCCAGCUUCCUCGACAUUUCUCUUUACCAUCCACUCUCUCCACUUGAUAGUGUAGAAGAACCAGUCCGACAUUUACUUAGGCAUGUCCACGAGAUACCGGGAAGAAGUCGUUCCUUUCAUAAACCAGCUUUACUUGAGGUUCCUAAACCCUGUGGCGAAUAAUACACACAAAUAACAUGAGGUACAGAAUCAUAUUAAU